Molecule: messenger RNA, 2517 nt
Organism: Aspergillus glaucus CBS 516.65
Lineage: Eukaryota; Fungi; Ascomycota; Eurotiomycetes; Eurotiales; Aspergillaceae
Product: putative APSES transcription factor
Exons: 4
Coding region: 150-2264 (704 amino acids)
Cellular component (GO): SBF transcription complex; MBF transcription complex
Molecular function (GO): DNA binding; transcription regulator activity; protein binding
Source: RefSeq, a predicted model, not a curated record
CGACGAGUCACCCGUGACUGAUUUCACUGACCUUCCUUGAAUUCCAUACUACCGUUGAGAUUGUGGUCCAGGGCCGCGUCGGCGCUCUACUUGCCUGUUAUCCGUUCGGCAACCUACUGAACAGUUAAGCGCCUUGUACAGUCGCCAUCAUGGGGGAUGUGGAUUAUUCUAAGAUAUAUUCUGCUACAUAUAGCAAUGUUCCAGUAUAUGAAUACAAGCUCGAAACCGACAGUGUUAUGCGAAGGCGGAGUGAUGAUUGGAUAAAUGCGACACAUAUACUCAAAGCUGCCGGAUUCGACAAACCAGCAAGAACACGCAUUCUCGAGCGCGAGGUCCAAAAAGGAGUUCACGAAAAAGUACAGGGUGGUUAUGGAAAAUACCAAGGAACAUGGAUUCCGCUCCCCGAAGGCCGUCAGCUCGCGGAGCGUAACAACAUAAUUGACAAAUUAAGACCUAUCAUCGAAUAUGUAGCAGGGGACCGCAGCCCUCCACCAGCGCCAAAACAUUCAACCGCAUCGAAACCCAGAGCCCCGAAGAAUACCGCGAACGCCCGGAAGACAGCGAAUGCGAAUGCGAAUGCGAAUGCGAAUGAAGAUGUCUUCAGCGCCGUCAAGCAACACCACCCCAUGGGGCCACCGAGCUUCCCCCACGAGCAAUACGAGAUGAGCACCGGUAUGGAAGAGGAUGAAUCGAUUGAGCAGGCUACCCUCGAAUCAUCGUCAAUGGUGGCAGACGAAGAAAUGAUGCCAAUGUCCCAGCAUGGUGGAGCAUACUCGCGGAAGCGGAAGCGCGGAAUCAAUGAAGUUGCAGCAAUGUCGCUCAGUGAACAGGAGCAUAUCCUCUAUGGAGAUCAGCUUCUCGACUAUUUCAUGACCGUUGGAGAUGCCCCAGAAGCCACUCGGAUUCCUCCGCCGGAACCGCCGGCCAACUUCCAAGUGGACCGUCCUAUUGACGAUUCGGGGAAUACCGCACUACAUUGGGCGUGUGCAAUGGGUGACUUGGAGAUUGUGAGGGAUUUGCUACAUAGAGGUGCUGAUGUCAAAGCACUGUCUGUCCAUGAGGAAACGCCACUUGUGCGCGCAGUCCUUUUUACAAACAACUACGAAAAGAGAACGUUCCCGACACUCUUGGAUUUACUUUUCGAUACGGUUUCUUUCCGAGAUUGGUUUGGUGCGACAAUCUUCCACCACAUAUCCGAAACCACCAGAAGCAAGGGAAAGUGGAAGAGUUCACGGUAUUACUGCGAGAUUCUGUUGGACAAGCUGCGCCAAAUGUGCUCCCAAGAUGAAUUAGACCUGCUUCUAUCAUGUCAAGACUCGAAUGGCGAUGUGGCAGCCUUGGUGGCAGCCCGAAACGGAGCUUUUCGUCUGGUGAAUUUACUCCUAACAUGUUGCCCACGUGCAUCGGAUUUGGUGAACGAGAAGGGCGAAACGGCCACGAGCAUUAGCCAACGGGCACAACAUGCCGAAAGCGAUAUUCCACCAGCUCCGUCGUCAAUUACGAUGGGUAAUGACCACAUUGAUGGGGAAGUCACUGGGCCGGUCAACACUGAUGCACAGGUUGAUGAUCCGCCACCAGAUCCGUCCGCAGCGACAUCUGACCUAAUUUCGAAGAUUGGAGUGAUCAUGGCAGAGGCUAGCAAAAAGCUUUCUACGAGCUACGGGAACACCAAACCAAACCAGCAAGAUUCAGAUGACAUUGCGAAUCCCGAGACCUUGUACGAGCAAUUGGAGCAGGAUCGACAGAAGAUCCAAAGGCAAUCAGCAGCGCUAGCGGCCAAGGAAGCAGAACACGGAUCUGUUGAUGCACAACUUGGGCGAUAUGAUCAACUAAAGCGCAACUACGAGUCGCUUCUAGAACAGGUCCAACAAUCACGUCUCCUCGAACGAGCACCUGCGUUGGAGGACAACAAGCCUCCAUCGACCAGAGACCAUAACGAACUCAUGACGACCUACUAUCUAUCCCGACAACUCUGCUCAGCACAAAAGGUGCGUCGGACCGCGCUAAAAGAUCUCGCGCAACAGACCGCAGAUGCUGGAGUGAGCACGAAGUUUGACGUUCAUCGCAAGCUGGUAGCACUUGCGACCGGGUUGAAAGAGGAUGAAUUAGAUCCGAUGGCUGCUGAGUUGGCUGAGACUUUGGAAUUUGAUCGUAUGGAUGGCAAGGGCUCUGGUGCGCAGUCUCCCGAACCCCAACGGCAACAAGCACAGAAUAAGGAGCCUGCGUCACUUCCUUUCCCUGGGCCGGUACCUGUUGAUGCUUGAGGUACUUCCUUUUCCUUCUCUUUUCUCUAUUUGUAUUUCAUACCUGCUAUAUGUUUUUCUAUGAUUGCAUUUCGUCAUCUUGUCUAUUUCAUCCUGGUUGAAAGAUCCUGCCAAGCAGAUACCCCGUCUUUUGUCUAUUUUAUUUCUCGUGUUAUUACAUCUGACAAGGCCUAGACCGCGUGAACUGGGCUGUACAUAUUACAUAGAAUAAAUGGUGCACAUUUAUCUGUGAAAUAUGAGCAUGACUCGUACC